CGUAGAACCAACCACGCCGCCAGCUCACGGCACGACAACCUCCUCCCGCUUCCUCUCCCUCGUCGUCGUCGUCGACGUUCGAACAAUAUUCAGAAACAUCAUCGACCCUCUCGUUCCGUACAUCGACAUCGUUACCCUCCCUCCCCCAUAGACUUCCCUUGGAAUCUUCUACCAAAAAACCCUGAUACCUCUCCCCAUCAUGACCCUCAUCUCCCGAUCCGCCUACCGUCUCUCUCGACGAGCCGGCCAACAGGCCAAGCAGGCUCAACGUGUCGCCGGGUUGAGCACCGCCGCCAAGGUCGCUCAGCAGGUCCCUGCCAUGUUGAGGGCUGACAACAGGGUCUCCAGGACUCUGCCCAAGGCCAAGGAGGUCUCUGCCCGAACCUACGCCACCUCUGCCGCCACCCAGAUCGGAGCCAUCAAGUCGGUCAUCGGAGCCGUCGUCGACGUCCAGUUCGACACUGCCGACCUUCCUCCUAUCCUCAACGCCUUGGACGUUCAAUUCGAGGGUAGCCAGGUUGCCCCUGAGGGUGGACGAUUGGUGCUCGAGGUCGCUCAGCACUUGGGAGAGAACACCUGUAGGUGUAUCGCCAUGGAGGGUACCGACGGUCUCGUCCGAGGACAGAAGGUCGUCGACACCGGUGCUCCCAUCACCAUCCCGGUCGGACCCAAGACCCUUGGUCGAAUCAUGAACGUCAUCGGUCAGCCCAUCGACAACCGAGGCCCUAUCGAGGGAGUCAAGCAGGCCCCCAUUCACGCCGACGCUCCUUCGUUCGUUGACCAGUCGAUCGUCCCCGAGAUCUUGGAGACCGGUAUCAAGGUCGUCGACCUGUUGGCUCCUUACGCCCGAGGAGGAAAGAUUGGUUUGUUCGGUGGUGCCGGUGUCGGAAAGACCGUCUUGAUUCAAGAGCUCAUUAACAACAUCGCCAAGGCUCACGGAGGUUACUCCGUCUUCACCGGUGUCGGUGAGCGAACCCGAGAGGGUAACGAUUUGUACCACGAAAUGAGGGAGACCGGUGUCAUCAACCUCGAGGGUGACUCCAAGGUCGCUCUCGUUUUCGGUCAGAUGAACGAGCCCCCCGGUGCCCGAGCCCGUGUCGCCUUGACCGGUUUGACCAUUGCCGAGUACUUCCGAGACGAGGAGGGUCAGGACGUCUUGUUGUUCAUCGACAACAUUUUCCGAUUCACCCAGGCCGGUUCCGAGGUGUCCGCCCUUUUGGGACGUAUCCCUUCGGCCGUCGGUUACCAGCCCACCUUGUCCACCGACAUGGGUACCAUGCAGGAGCGAAUUACCACCACCAAGAAGGGUUCCAUCACUUCCGUCCAGGCCGUUUACGUGCCCGCUGACGAUUUGACCGACCCUGCCCCGGCCACCACUUUCGCCCAUUUGGACGCCACCACCGUCUUGUCGCGAGGUAUCGCCGAGUUGGGUAUCUACCCCGCCGUCGACCCCCUCGACUCCAAGUCCCGUAUGUUGGACCCCCGAGUCGUCGGUCAGGAGCACUACGAUAUUGCCACCAAGGUCCAGCAGAUCUUGCAAAACUACAAGUCGUUGCAGGACAUUAUCGCCAUUUUGGGUAUGGACGAGUUGUCUGAGGAGGACAAGCUUACCGUCGAGCGUGCCCGAAAGAUCCAGAGGUUCAUGUCGCAGCCCUUCGCCGUCGCCCAGGUCUUCACUGGUAUCGAGGGACGACUCGUCUCGUUGAAGGACACCAUCGCCGCUUUCAAGGAGAUCUUGGACGGAGACCACGAUGCUCUCCCCGAGUCCGCUUUCUACAUGGUUGGAGGUAUCGAUGACGUCAAGGCUAAGGCCCAGGAGUUGCAGCGACAGAUGGCCGCCUAGAGGGCCGGACGGACGAGUUCGAGUCUUCUAGAGUAGAUGAAUGAAAAUGAAGAGCUGUUUUCGGAAAAAAAAUAUCUGAAAAUGAGAUGAUCACAUGUGCAUUUUCGUGG
Messenger RNA from Filobasidium floriforme, 1953 nucleotides. Its product is annotated as putative ATP synthase beta chain mitochondrial precursor. The record is from RefSeq and is a predicted model, not a curated record. Bases 200 to 1843 code for a protein of 547 amino acids. Gene Ontology annotation, biological process: proton transmembrane transport; proton motive force-driven mitochondrial ATP synthesis. Gene Ontology annotation, molecular function: proton-transporting ATP synthase activity, rotational mechanism; ATP hydrolysis activity; ATP binding. NCBI's taxonomy places the organism in Eukaryota, Fungi, Basidiomycota, Tremellomycetes, Filobasidiales, Filobasidiaceae. The transcript is spliced from 7 exons.